GGCACACUUCAUUACUCAUAGGACGUCUCCCAAUAUUUCGAACAAUGCCAUUCAAGAGUGCUAUGAAAUUCUUAGAAAUACAAAAGCAGGAGAAUAAGAAAAACACAAGCAGGAAGGAAUUGAUUGUGCAUCGUCAUAUGUUCCCACGCACAGACAUGUCUUCAGUACUGCUGUUCAUUCUGAUUUUUUCAGGGUUCUGGACACUUUCCUUCACACAAACAGCUCUAAAAUGCCAGCGUGGCUGGUCACAAUUCGGAUUACGUUGCUUCAGGAUCUUUAUAACUUCAACAAGUUGGGGUGAUGCAGAGCAAAAUUGCAUGGUUAUGGGAGGGCAUCUUGCAUCUGUGCACAGCAUAGAGGAGUACAAUUUCAUCCAGGCUUUAGUCCUAAAUGCAUUUAAUUCAAAUGCACAAACAUGGUUAGGUGCCUCUGAUAUACGGGAGGAAGGCAUAUGGGAGUGGACUGACGGGUCAGCAUGGGACUACAUUAACUGGUCUGGUGGACAACCUGAUAAUGAUUUAAACAUCGAGAACUGUUUGAUGAUGAAUUUCCCAGUUUGUUGGAAUGACGCAAACUGCGCAAACCUCAUGCCAUCAGCAUGUGCUAAGGCAGCCAUCCCAGCUAAGACCUUAUCAGGUCAAACAGAGCCUGAUGGACAGAGGAAUGCCAGCCAGUGCUACACUUCGAUUGCAAAAGAUUUCCAAGAAGCCAACAUAGACUGUGGCAUUUGUUCAAACAUUAGAGCUUGAAUUUCAUAAUUAGGAAUAAGACACUGAAAACAGACUCAUGCACUGUAGAGUAUAGCCAAAAGUUUGUGGACACCUAGCUCUAACACCCAUAUAUGCUCAUUUGCUAUUAUAAUAACCCCCACUCUUCACAAUUUUGGCGAAGGUGGGGAUUUAUUUGCUCAGCCAAAAGAGCAUUAAUUUGGUCAGGCCCUGAUGUUGGGAGAGGAGGCCUGGGGCUCAGACAGUUCAUCCCAAAGGUGUUCAGUGAGGCUCAGCUUAGGGCUCUGUGCUGGACAAUCGAGUUCUUCCUCUCCUCCAAACCGUGUCUUUAUGGAGGUCACUUUGUGUAGAAGGGCAUUGGCACGUUGAAAUGGUUUUGGGUCUCUUAGUUCCAGUGAAUGGAAACAGUAACGCUACAGCAAACAAAGUCGUUUAACUUAAUUGUUUUGCCUCCAACUUUGCAGCAACAGUUUUGGGAUGAGCCACAUAGAGGUGUGUUGGUCAAGUGUCUACAAACCUAUGGCCGUAUUGUGCAAAGUAUAUUGUGUAUAAUUAUAUUGUGUUUAUAUAUAUGCUGUAUAUUAGAAGAAGUAU
This is a messenger RNA of Hemibagrus wyckioides, 1322 nucleotides long. RefSeq names its product galactose-specific lectin nattectin-like. NCBI's taxonomy places the organism in Eukaryota, Metazoa, Chordata, Actinopteri, Siluriformes, Bagridae. Gene Ontology annotation, molecular function: signaling receptor activity. The record is from RefSeq and is a predicted model, not a curated record. The transcript is spliced from 9 exons. Bases 45 to 749 code for a protein of 234 amino acids.